This is a messenger RNA of Ruditapes philippinarum (Manila clam), 1021 nucleotides long. RefSeq lists its product as uncharacterized. The record is from RefSeq and is a predicted model, not a curated record. The transcript is spliced from 3 exons. Gene Ontology annotation, molecular function: protein binding. NCBI's taxonomy places the organism in Eukaryota, Metazoa, Mollusca, Bivalvia, Venerida, Veneridae. Bases 79 to 981 code for a protein of 300 amino acids.
CGAGCUUGUCACUGGUUAAAACUAGUUUGGGUUAAAUUAUAGAAGUUUAAAUAUCAAAAAACGUGCAGUAUUCAGAAGAUGUCUAUUUUUUUUAGUAUAAGUAUUGGUCUUUUAUUAUCAUGGUUUUGUCAGAUAAGAAGUGUGGAGGCGGAAUUAAGUGCUAACGUAGUAUAUGAACUAUUGUCAACGCGAAUAGACAAUGUUAUUCGUGAAAACAAUAAUCUAAAAUCUGAGCUUAAGGAAACUAAAGCAGAUCUUCAAAAGCAAAUAAAGACAGAAGCAAAAUUAUUGCGGAAAAUGCUAGAUGAUGAGAAUGCACAUAUGAAAGAAACAAGAAUGGCAUGUGAACAAAAAUUCAAUAGCUUCCAAUUGGAACUCUUAAAUGAUUUAAAUGCAAUGAAUAUCUCAAUACAAACAACUGUUGGCAAAUUAGAAAAAAUCAAUUUCCGAACAAAUACAUGUAUGGCAGUAAUCACAAUGCUACAGGCAGUUGAGAACAAACUUCGUUCAGUAUCGACAAAGCAAGACAGACAGGAAGACACAUUUUUUAAUCAAAUCAGUGCUUUAAGCAGACGAAUCUCUGUGGAAGAAGCCAGAAAGGUUGCAUUUUCAGCUAGACUCACGAAGAAACAAAGCUAUUAUGGCAAAAGCGAAAGAAUAGUGUUUGAUGAAGUUAUAUAUAGUUACGGCGGAGGAUACAGCUCCUCAACGGGGAUAUUUACAGCGCCAAAGUCAGGAACUUAUUUGUUUACGUAUAAUAUACAAUCAUCACAUUUAGGUGUAGCCCACGUGAUUUUAAUCAUAGAUGGUACUAUGACAACUCGAGCUUUGGUAGAAAAAGGCAGAUAUCAUACUGGCGGAAACGUAGGGAUUGGUUAUGUUUGGAAAGGUGAAAAGGUUUGGUUACAGACUUCUAACAUUGAGGAUAAGUAUUACAUCUGGCCUUACAGGACAACCUUUAAUGGUAUCUUGAUUGACUAAAAUAAAGUACCAUGAAUUGCCAUAUAAGCAUUAUACAGCA